This is a messenger RNA of Ipomoea nil (Japanese morning glory), 824 nucleotides long. RefSeq lists its product as uncharacterized. Gene Ontology annotation, molecular function: cysteine-type peptidase activity. Gene Ontology annotation, biological process: proteolysis. NCBI's taxonomy places the organism in Eukaryota, Viridiplantae, Streptophyta, Magnoliopsida, Solanales, Convolvulaceae. The transcript has 6 exons. Bases 108 to 701 code for a protein of 197 amino acids. The record is from RefSeq and is a predicted model, not a curated record.
AGUACUUAGUCAGUUUGUUGACAUCAUUUACACUUGUUAAAGACUACAUUGAGUUGGAGAUAGAUCAGACAAUCUUUCAUCAUACAAACACGCGUUCUAUUUUUGUGAUGAUAGAUGAUAUAAUGGAUUUGAUGACGAUGAAUUGCCUUGACGUCUCAAUCAUACAAGUGUUUAUAUUAUAUCUUAAUUGGUUGUGCAAUCAUAUUCAAGUCACGUCAAUCGGGUUUGUCUGUCCGACUCAGAUUUCAAAAGAUAUGGUUAUACAGAAUGCUCCCGCUGUUACGUCAUAUUUCAUUCACGUCAUGACGCGACACAAAGAUAAACAAUUUAUUUUAGCACCAUAUCAUCAAGAAUAUCAUUGGUUACUUUUGGUGAUUUGCAUACGCUCAAAAACCGUAUAUGUCUUGGAUCCAUUGCCAUGUAAUCGCACCAUUAAAAUUAAAGUUAAUCUGAAUAUGGCAUUUCGCUUGGCUUAUAGCCAUGUUAGGAACAUCAAUUGGAAGCAUUGCAAAUGCCCUGAACAACCGGGAGUUGUUGAGUGUGGAUAUUAUGUCAUGCGAUACAUGUUUGAUAUCGUGAAAAAAUAUUCCUCCGUUAAUUGUUUGGAUGAGGCAUUUGAAAGCAAUAAUACGUACUCUAUCAACGACAUAAAUGAGAUUCAAGAGUUAUGGGCAAAAUACUUCAUGGAAGAGUGCGUGUAACUUUUGAUUUAGAAUAAAUAUUAUCUUAUCUUGAUAAUUUAUUAUUGUGUUAAAGGUAUUUGAUUGAUAUAAAAAAUUGUGUUGACGAUAUUAUUGUGUUAAAAGUGUAUUGAUAAUAUUGUU